AUGGGAACACCAGCUGGUACACCGCCAGAGUCAAGUUGGAGCCAAGUGCGCAGCUCGACACCAGAGUACGCCGUGCUUCUGGAGAACCUGUACUAUGACGGGGAGAGCCUGCAGGAACGCGGGGAUCUCAGCGGAGCGGCAGCCUUAUACGAGCGACUGCUCUCCCUGGAGCAACCACAGAGAGAAAGCGAGUGGGGCGUUCGUGCUCUUCACCAGUUAGUCAUUAUCAGCGUCUUUGAAAGAAAGGACUAUAGUAGGGCACAAGCGCUCCAUGAGCGUCUCCUCUGCUACUUCCACACAGCGGUCCCGCGUACGCUGGUAGAGUUCGUGAUCAGCCAGCUGCUGGACUCGCUGGCCUCGGAGACGUACGUUCCUGCGAGCGUACUGGAGCGUUUGCUUCAGGCUACCAUAGACGCUCUCGACGCAGCUGGUGUUUCCCUGAAUAAUCGAUUGCGGUUUCGUACCGUGGUGCGCCUUGGGCAGCUGUAUCUGGACACGGGGGCCUUGUGGCGGCUGAGCACGCUUCUGCGCCGCUUGUACCGCCACGCUGGUAUACGGCUGGGCGCCGACCCAGCGCUGGAGCCCAAGUCAGCCUCGCUGAGCGGGCAAGUGAGCGCUCCACGACAACCGGGCGAGCAGCUGCUGAUAGGUGCGCUCUCUGGCUCUCAGCUACUGGAAUUGUUUGCGUUGGACAUGCAGCUGCAGCUCGUUCUUUGGGGCAAGCUCGCAUCAGUACCAUUCCAGUUUCCACAAGCCAUGGAGUACCGGUUGCGACAUACAGCUCAGGAUACGUCCCCGGCCGCAUCGAUAGGUCGAAGGAACCGCGACUUUGUAGCGACAAUGCCUCCGGACUCGUCCGCAGUACCUCGUACGGUGGGCGUAGCACUGAGCCCGCCUGGUAGACCGGGCGUACCGAUCGCAGCAGACGACGGAUUCUACGCUUCUCGUCUCUGGCGACUGUAUCAAGAGGCCAUGCGCUUGAAAAGCGUGCUUAAAGGGGUUCUUGUGAGCCCGCGCACCCUAGCGAUCAUUCGGACCUGCGGCGGCAAGUUGUAUCUGGCACAGGGCUGCGUCACGGAGGCCGCACGGGAGUUCUACGAGGCAUUCCGCCAUUAUGAGGAGGUUGGUGCGCCGGAACGCUUCGCCGUUCUACGGUAUCUUGUUUUAGCGAACCUGCUUUCGGGAAAUACAGUGGACUUGUUCACAGCCCCGGAAUUGCAGACCUACGGUUCGGAACCCCACAUGCGGGCCCUGGGUGAUAUGAUUCAUGCUUACGAGAAGGAUGAUCUGGUGCUGUUCGAAUCUAGUCUCGAAAAGGAUCGUGCAAUGAUCGAAGAUACGUUUCUGCGUCCGUUCACUGAAACACUGUCGAGUCGCCUGUGGCAGCGGGCUGUCUUGCGAGCCGUCCACCCGUAUAGAGCGAUCACACUGGCAAGUUUGGCGAAGCGCCUUGGCGUAACGAGGGAAGGCGAUAGCAUCGCGCAAGUCGAGCACGCUGUCGUGCAGCUGAUUUCGGAUGGCCGCCUCAUCGGACGCAUUGAUCAAACGCAAGACGUUUUGCUGGUCUCGUGGCGGCAGCGAACGACAGGUCUGCUUUCCACAGAUUCUCCAGCUACAGGCACAGAGACUGAAUUUGGUUCUUCAGCGACAUCUGGAGUUCCCGCCUGGGACGACAGCUUCGUCAAUCCGACGCGGUACUCAGAAUCGAGCUAUCCCGUCUCUGUGGCCGACUAUCGGCAGAUUCGAGACACAGACCUCGAUGCUGAUCGUGUCGAUAUCUUGUUGACGACGUGGUCGCAACGGUUGAAGCGCGUGCGGGAACAGUUUGCGCAACUCGGUGCCGAUAUCCCGCGAGUCGCUUCCUAA
Molecule: messenger RNA, 1866 nt
Organism: Cyanidioschyzon merolae strain 10D
Lineage: Eukaryota; Rhodophyta; Bangiophyceae; Cyanidiales; Cyanidiaceae
Product: similar to COP9 signalosome subunit Csn2
Exons: 1
Coding region: 1-1866 (621 amino acids)
Biological process (GO): protein deneddylation
Cellular component (GO): COP9 signalosome
Source: RefSeq, a predicted model, not a curated record